CAAGAUUAGUGGAUCGAUUAGUUUUAGAUCUGAAAAAUAAAAACCAUACUUUGUUGAUCGAUUUUGCAUAAUCAUCUCUAGAAAAUAUGGAGAAUGAAUUGGAUUUAACACUGAGGUUGGGUCUGCCGAGUCCGGUUGUUGAGACAGAACUGAGCUUAAACACUUCCAGCACUAAUCAGGGGAUCAUCGUCAACGGUGGCCGCCGAGAAAACAACAACGACGGCGGAGAGAUUUACCGUCGCCGUCGCAUUCUCCGGGAAGAAGAUAAUGCCAACGUCCAUAUCAGAUACUACAAUCUAAUCUUCAACCACUUUGCCGGCAUCGGCGAGACCUUGAAUUUCAAUCCUUAUCCGAUGCCUCAGUCUCCGUCUUCGUCGUCGGUUCCGGCGCCGGCGAGUUCUACGGGGAGUGACUAUGUUCUGAUUGAUGUUCCUGCUAGGAGAGCACGUCGUAAUAACUCUUUGGUGAUUGAAAACGCUCUGGACGCAAACGCAGACGUGAAGCGGCGUCGCGGCUGCGGUGGCGGUUGCGGUGGAAGGAUCGACGGGACAAGGAAGUGUACGAACAUGAACUGCAACGCAGUUACCACUCCUAUGUGGCGAAGGGGUCCACUUGGUCCCAAGACUUUAUGCAAUGCUUGUGGGAUAAAGUUCAGGAAGGAGGAAGAGAGGAAAUCCAAAAGGAAUUGAGUGAUUGUUGUAUUUGAAUUUGAUUAAAAAUAAAAUAAAGAGAGAGAGAUUAAAUGUAUGUUGUUAAUUAGGCAUAUUUAUAUGUCUCUGAUUAAGCUUUGUGAGAGGAAAGCUAAAUUUU
Molecule: messenger RNA, 810 nt
Organism: Eutrema salsugineum
Lineage: Eukaryota; Viridiplantae; Streptophyta; Magnoliopsida; Brassicales; Brassicaceae
Product: GATA transcription factor 29
Exons: 4
Coding region: 87-689 (200 amino acids)
Biological process (GO): flower development; regulation of DNA-templated transcription
Molecular function (GO): DNA-binding transcription factor activity; zinc ion binding; sequence-specific DNA binding
Source: RefSeq, a predicted model, not a curated record